AUGCGGUUAGCAUUUGCAUUGGGUAAUUUGGGUAAUUUGGGUAAUGGGCGACGCGACGCAGCUCGCGGGGUUGCCGUGCAUGAAAGCAAGGCAGGAGCCGGGGAGUCAGCCUCCUUCCUCGCAAUUGAUCCUCUCUCGCCUCCUUCCCAGCCUCCUGGUUUGUCUCCCUCAAGCCAAGGCCGGUUUGAUUUUGAUGCUCAAUUUGCCAUCAGCGUCACGUCUUGUCACAACACCCAUGUCCCAAUGACCAUGGACGGACCAACUCGGAAAACCACCUGCAUCAAGGCACCUUACGGAGUAUUGAGUACUCCGUACACAACGAAGGAACAGUCUCGAGAGGUGUGGCUGACACUGCCUGCCGCUGCAAGCGCCUUGGGACAUUUGCACAAAAUACAAUGCUUGCUCUAA
Messenger RNA from Ustilaginoidea virens, 408 nucleotides. RefSeq lists its product as uncharacterized. The record is from RefSeq and is a predicted model, not a curated record. Bases 1 to 408 code for a protein of 135 amino acids. Lineage: Eukaryota; Fungi; Ascomycota; Sordariomycetes; Hypocreales; Clavicipitaceae. The transcript is spliced from 2 exons.